AUGGAUCCAGCCCAGCGUCAAGCAGAAAUUGGUGUACAAUGCCAGGUAUAUCAACCGCUGAUCCAUCAGCAGACAAGAGCUCUUCGAGUUCAUCCUUCGGCUGACUCCGAUGUCGAGAUUGAAUGCGGCCUGUUCACGAUUGACCUCAAAAAGAACUCAGGCGCAAUAGUCGCAGGAACCUCUAAGAAGGCCGGAGACACCAUCGGACAGGACUUGCCAUCCUGGGCUAUCGAUCUGCGUCAGAACGUUACCCGCUUGAUGCUUCGAUUCGGCGCAUUCCACUUUGACAUGCCUUAUACGGUGCCUCCAGUGCAGGCAUAUGAUGACUAUGGGCUUUUGCGUCUUGAGGGAGCCCGAAUUGGAGUUAUCGCCUUGACAGAGAGUCCUUGGAAAGGCGGAAUGCACCGGGAGUUCAACUCUGAGAUUUUGGGAUCUUACUCUUCAGGGGUAAGACUGGAAAGCUGUUAUUCGAGCCAUGACUGGUUGAUUCCUGAUGAUCAGGGCAACAAAAGAAUCGAAGAGAUAUACCAAAUUCUUGAGAAGCGCUACUCGUUCAAAUGGGCAGCCUUGGAACCUAGGACCAACGAUGUUAUCGAAGAGUACAAUCUAACUCGACAUCGCUGCCUAGUAUUUGUGUCGCAUCUGGUGCGAGAGGGAGAUAUCAUGAUUCAUCUGUCAGGUGCUGAGAUGCCUUUCGUCUUGCGGCCAGAUACAGAAGCAGGACGCUUUAGCUUUCUAGGUCCAGCUAUUAUCGCGAUGGGAGUGGUAAGGAAACUAAAGGACAGGGAUAUGUUCACAUACGCCUUUCCUCGCCGCGGAAGUGGUUGCGAUGUGGACUCGCCCGAGAGCUUUGUGCUUAUCUAA
Molecule: messenger RNA, 864 nt
Organism: Fusarium musae
Lineage: Eukaryota; Fungi; Ascomycota; Sordariomycetes; Hypocreales; Nectriaceae
Exons: 2
Coding region: 1-864 (287 amino acids)
Source: RefSeq, a predicted model, not a curated record